AUGAUGGAUCUAUUCUAAGAAUGUAAAAAUUAUUAUUUUAGUAUUAAUUAGUGAUUCAAUUAUUGAUAUUUCUAAAAUCCAGAUAUUAUAACAAAUAUGAAAUAAAUAAAAUAUCUGAAAUUUUCACUUCAAUCUUCUUCUUCAAAAAGUUUUUAAAUCGAAUGCAAUAUGCAAUAUGAAAGGGUGAAAUAUUGA
Messenger RNA from Paramecium primaurelia, 195 nucleotides. The record is from the annotation of a GenBank genome assembly. NCBI's taxonomy places the organism in Eukaryota, Ciliophora, Oligohymenophorea, Peniculida, Parameciidae.